This is a messenger RNA of Laetiporus sulphureus 93-53, 1584 nucleotides long. RefSeq lists its product as uncharacterized. The record is from RefSeq and is a predicted model, not a curated record. The coding region runs from base 1 to 1584 and encodes 527 amino acids. The transcript has 14 exons. Lineage: Eukaryota; Fungi; Basidiomycota; Agaricomycetes; Polyporales; Laetiporaceae.
AUGUUUUCACCCUCGCACCCUGACUUCCGAAUCCCUUCAGCCGCUGUAGAGGAGACAAGCUCAUCGUACGCGUAUCAGUUGCCCACCUUAGCAGAUGACGCUGCUCAUCGAUCCUGGCUUGUGUCUUCCCAUAUCUCGCGGCGCGACUCGAUAUCUGCCGAAGCCCGCACAUCUUCAGAACACCAUACGCGCUUGUUGAGUGAUGGCGGCCUCAGGCAACCAGUUCCCUCCUCGAAUGCUUAUGUCCGUGGAUCUCCUCCUGAGCAUUUGCCUUCUCAGCGCUUUGGCGCCCAGCACGGUCCCUCCGUGCCCAAUCAUCGACAACCACCAUCAAGAAGCUGGCUCCUGUCAUCGACCGAGGCACAGGCCAAUGCUUCACAUGCAUCACCUGAAUUGGAGAGACGUUAUAUGCGCGUUCAUAAAAAGCCAGCCAUACGGAAUUGUGGUCCCGAUCAAGCCAUGGAUGCAGCUUCUAUCAUUCAUACUGCGACACAGGACCCAUCAUCUCUGCAGCUCCGUCAUACUAGUGAGGAGACGCGUGAUUUUCGCUCUUCACAUACUGAUCAUAUGGAAAUUGACGAUAUGGGUAUUGUCGCAUUGGGUGGCAACAUCACCAGCCAGCCCUCCAGAUUUCCUAUUGAGGAAGAUCAUGAACCUCAACAUGACAUACGUCCUCCGUCGUGGCAUCCUGGAACGACGUUCCAGGCCAGCGACCGUGAUGUGAACAUUGCGCAACUGUAUGGGCGGUUGCAAGACGUUGAUGACAGAAUGACUCGCUACAAUGAGGUUCUGCUGAAUCUUCAGCGUACAAGCGAGGCAUACCUUUCCGCUCUUGCGGAAGAUAUUAGGUCGAUGCGUCUAGCAGGCUCAACUGGAGAGAAACCUGGGGAUUGUAGUAAACAGGAUGAUCAGGAACAACACAGCAAAGAUCAUGCUGCGAACUAUCUUAGAAAAUGCAUACACCUUCAUUGCUUCUUGAUGUUUGACUUCACCAGCACUAAGAAUGUUCCCCCUCCUCCAAGUCGACAUCUCAUGGAGGCCCUUGUUCACCAAUUGAACCAGGGAACUCCGUUUCUUAUGCCUUUUCGCUACGAUUGGCUGAACCGCUUCACCACGACGUACAACUGUUGUGUCGAGCAAGCCUUUUACAGAAAUUUUUGGGCAUCUGUGGACAGUUGCAAAUACAAUGUCGCGUUGAUCCCGGAACGCUAUCACUCGUUUGACGAGUUCCUCAAAGUCUUUCGAAUGCACAUGGCACACCUCAGGAAAUGCUGGAUUCAGCAGAAACGCCCUUGUCAGGAUGGCCAAGAUCGCGUCCGAGCGAAGCAUUAUUCGAAGAACAGCCGUAAGCUAACUACAUUCAAGAACCGUCGCAAUGCAACAUCUUACAUUCCUGCCCCGGAGGGUGCUCGGGUAUACGAUCUUAUUAACAUGAUAGGUACAGCAGGCAUCAGUUCUGACGAAGAAUUUCCAACGCCACCGGGUCACGGCCGUCAUCAUGAAGAGAUUCCUCCUAGAUGCCAAAUCAAUGAUGGAAUUGGACGAUUUGUGGAACAGGGUGCAGGAGUUGGGGCCCAGUUAUGA